Messenger RNA from Colletotrichum navitas, 1045 nucleotides. RefSeq lists its product as uncharacterized. NCBI's taxonomy places the organism in Eukaryota, Fungi, Ascomycota, Sordariomycetes, Glomerellales, Glomerellaceae. The transcript has 2 exons. Bases 313 to 954 code for a protein of 213 amino acids. The record is from RefSeq and is a predicted model, not a curated record.
GGAGCCUUGGGGGUGUUGCGCUUGGCAAUAAAAGUCCAGAUGAGGGAAGGUGAAAAGUGAAGGUAGGAAGCGAACCAAGGGCGGAGGCGAUCAAGGAGUGGGACCUCUGCGAUGACGAUGACUUCGGCUGGGGAAGGAUUGGAAUAGGCUUGCGUGCCUCGUAGGGGCUGCGAAGUGAAGUGAGAAAAGAGAAUGGGGGGGCCACAAACGGGCUGGAAAAAAAUCUGAAAGAGGCUGAAGAAGAGUGGAUGAAGAAGACCAACACUAAGCACGACACAUCGCAGGACUCAAGAGCCUCAACCACAUGGGGGAAUGCGGCCUGCUAAAUACGGCUCGAGGAGGCCAGCAGCUGUGGCGGGGGAGGGAACAAGACCCCCCGGCAACCGGACAAGAUUUUGGGGGAUCGUUGGAAGCGACCUAUCCCAUCUGAUCUCUCUCUCUCUCUCUCCGUCUCGUCGCUCACAUGUUCUACCGGGUUCGGCACAAGGCCGCGUCGCCAUAGGCACACAAAGGCCCAAUUCGCCUCGGGCCCGGAACCAUGGUGAGACUUCUUGCUCCCCCUAUCUUUUACGCGUACUUUUGCCAUGUCGGCGACUCCUCUGCGGACCUUGUCCCGUGCUCCAUGCUCCAUGCUACAUGCAAGUGCGAGUGUCAUUGUUUCAAUGGGUUUACCCGCCAAGGCCCGACGUUGACGGUUCAUUGCCAGGGGAGUCCCCGGCAAACGAGCGCAGGCAGGCGAGGUGGGGAGCGAAGACGGGACGAUUAAGGGAGACACCGGGGGCCAGUACAACUCAGCUGGUCCUUUUGCCUCCCGCGAUGUCGGUGCCGAGAACAAUUUGCGGUGCGCUCAAUACCUUGCGUGUGGGGAGUGCAUGGUACCUAUGUAAAGUACCUGUAAUAGUACGUACUGGAUGCCAUGCGAAGCCUCUACCUACCUACCUAAUACUACACUAGUGUACUGUAUCUACUACCGAGACAAGCACCCAAGUUGACGUGUGAGUGAAGUGGGCCUGUGCGUACUUUUUUGUGGGAAAGAAGAGGAGGA